AAUAAUAAUAAUAAUAACAUCAACAACAAUGCAACAACUGCAAGUGCACGAGUUAAUUCAAAUUGUAACUGUAUUACCCAAGGUUUGUGUCAAUCAGUACCAUCAUGGACAUCUGCACCUUCAAUAGACAUAAGAAUUGUCAAUCAGGGUACACAAGGAGGAUGUCCAUCAGGUCAAUUCUUGUGUUGUGGUACAUCAGGAAAUUAUUUAACAAGUUCAUGUGGAAUACAAAAAAUAACAAAUUCACCAGCUCAAUCACAAGGAAUAGCCAAGUAUGGACAAUAUCCUUGGCAAGUUGCCCUUUUAAAAUUAAAUAAUGAGUACAUCGGUUCAGGUGUACUUAUCUCACCUACACAUAUUCUUACAGCUGCUCAUAAAGUUGUAACAUAUCCAAAUACUCAGUUUAAAGUAAGACUUGGUGAUUGGAAUGGUAUAGAAAAUAAUGAACCAUAUCCAUAUCAAGAAUAUAAUCCAGCGAGUGUUAAAAUUCAUGAAAAUUUUAAUUCUCAAUCACUUUAUAAUGAUAUUGCAAUAAUUAAAAUUUCUGGAAUUGUACCACUUGAUACAAGUCCACAUAUUAAUACUGCGUGUUUGCCAACAUCAAUGCCAGCAGCUGGAACAAGAUGUUGGGUUACUGGUUGGGGUAAAAAUGCUUUUGGACCUACUGGAAGUUAUCAAAAUAUAUUAAGACAGGUUGAGGUGCCAAUUGUCGAUCAGUCGACUUGUGAAAAUAAACUUCGCAACACUAGAUUGGGUCAGGCUUUUAUUUUAGAUAAAGUUAGUUUUAUGUGUGCCGGUGGCGAAAUUGGAAAAGAUGCUUGCACUGGUGAUGGUGGUGCACCAUUGGUAUGCCAAUCUAGUACUCAACAAUGGAGCGUUGUUGGUUUAGUUAGUUGGGGAAUCGGUUGUGCACAAGAUGUUCCAGGAGUUUAUGUUAAUGUUGUUAAUUAUUUACCUUGGAUUUAUCAAAACAUGAAUUAAAGUUAUUAUUAUUAUUGUUUA
This is a messenger RNA of Microplitis mediator, 1002 nucleotides long. RefSeq names its product phenoloxidase-activating factor 2-like. The record is from RefSeq and is a predicted model, not a curated record. Gene Ontology annotation, biological process: proteolysis. NCBI's taxonomy places the organism in Eukaryota, Metazoa, Arthropoda, Insecta, Hymenoptera, Braconidae. The annotation marks the transcript as partial. The transcript has 5 exons. Gene Ontology annotation, molecular function: serine-type endopeptidase activity.